ACUCAGAGACGGCGCAGGCUACCGAGUUGGGCGACUUACGUAAGACAAUGGCGGGGGAGACGCCUGCCGCUGCCAGUGCUUGGACGUCGAACGGCUGCUGCCCUAUGCCCGCCAUUCUGCGCUAACAUAUCUUUAUUUCUCCUCUUGCUGGAACUUUGGAGGGCCCAUGCCCGGUGUGACGGUCCUGCCGCCAGCCUCAGCUCUAGGAGGUCUCCCCUCAUCCAGGAUGCAAAAUGGAUCCAGCACUUCUCACAACGGCACCGUCGCGGAGAUCAAGGAGGUAGCAAAAGAGCAGGCGCAAAAGGUCAAGGGCGCAUCCGCCAUGUCGCUCCUACGCAAUGCACGCUCGCAGAUCACCCAUGCGCGCGAGUAUGAGCUGAACGGCGAUCUCAAGAACGCCCUCAGCGCGCUCACCAAGGCCGUCUCGCUCGCGUCCAUGGUCAUCGAAUCGGCUGAGUUCAAGGCAGAAAAGCAGCCUGGGAAGCGGGGCGUGCUUCACAAAGAGUUCCUCGAGUUCCAGCAGCGCGAAGGCGGGGAGUUGCAGGCCAGGAUGAAGAACCUAGAGGCGAAGUUGAUGGACCAGGAGAAGCUUCAAGCAUCGACAAGCAACGAGGACGAGGCGGAGAGCCCCGGACGCGCCGUAGGCACCAGCAUAGCGGACCGGAUUCGCUCGCUGCAGAGUGGUGGUCUAGCAGUGUCGGCCAACAAGCGUCUCUCGCGCGAGGUCGCCUCCCCGGCGCUGCCGUCGCCGACACUGCCAGAAAUGCCAGUGCUUAAGCCGCAGCGCAUCUCCUUGCACACCUUACCCUCACCGCCUAGCUUCACCCAGCUUGCCUCACCCACCUUCGCGAGCGCGGCAGCGCCGUCGCCCCAUGCCCUCGUCCCGACGUCGAGCUUUGGCCCACCCUCGCCAUCCUCGUCGACGUCAUCCUCGCCCCGCAUGUCGCACAUGAGCCUGUCGGAGUUUGCGACAUCGUUUCCUUCCAUCGACGAGCUAGAGGAGCAUGAUGUAUUGAAGCUGCCCUCCGUACCAACGGGUUCGAGUGCGGGGCGAGCAGACAAGUCGCCGUUCAUCCCUCCACGCUUCCCUGUGCUACCAAUGGAUCCUGGCCCGCGUCCAUCGAGUACACCCAUACCUCCCACGAUUGACACCUUCAAUAGCCGUCCUGCAUCUCCCGCGCGCUCCCCGCUAUCUCCCACAGUGCCUCGCAAGCCGUCUGGGCUCUCACUUCGCUCGUCCUCGUCGAGGUCGCCCGUAUUGCCUCCGUCUACUCCUUCGUCAGAGAAGGGCCCAGAUGGACCUGUCACGACUGUCUUGUUCCCGAAGACUCUGAUGGAGUACAGCAAGCGGCCAAACUUCAAGGUGCUACUGCUAGACGUUCGUACGAGGGCGGAGUUUGAGAGGGAGCACAUCAAGACAGACGAGGUGGUAUGCAUCGAGCCUAGCGUCCUCCUGCGACCCGACGUAUCAGCACAGAGCAUCGAGGACGCGCUCGUGGUCGCGCCACGCACCGAGCAUGUGCUCUUCUCGAACCGCGACAAGUUCGACCUCGUCGGCAUCUACGACGACGCCUCGGACACGUUCGGCGACGCGAACUCGCCGCUCUCCGUGCUCACGCACGCCAUCUACGAGGUCGCGUUCCGCAAGUUCCUCAAGCACCCUCCCGUGCUCCUCGUCGGCGGCCUCCAGGCGUGGAAGCGCGAGUACGGCGAGGCGGAGGUCGAGCGCGGCGCGGGGAGCACGGCGAUGGGCUCGGGCAGCGUGGCGGGCUUGGUCAAUGGCGUGCCGUCGAUGAGUCUGAAUGGGCUGUCGUCGCCGCCCCCACCGUCGCCCUAUGUUGAGCAGAAGUUUACAGGGCAUGUGCGCACGCCGGCGGAGACCGCGUCGAUCCACUCAGCGGUUCCUGUUUCGAGCGGUGGCCAGGCUUUGGUGGGACGUCAUAGAGCAGGGACGGAGUCGGCAGUAGAUCUGCAAUCACGCAAGUUGCCUGUGGUGCCUAACGGACACUACACUGGUGAUCAUCCUGUGUCAAUCAGACCCAACCCAGAUGCCCCCCUCUCCCCUACGAUCGACCCUGCACGGCGGCUCGUGCGCAAGCCCGCCAUGACGCGCUCCAUGUCAAACUCCAUAUCAUAUCCGUACAACCCUUCUCCCGCAAUACCCGAAAACUCUGUUACCCAGCACGUCUCCCCGACGCCCGCCGUCAACGGAACGACACCAAUCCAAUACCCAACCGUCGUGCGCCAUAUAUCCCCGCAAGUAUCUGGAUCGUCCUUCUCUUCGUCUGCCGGCGCCGUGCCCUUGCCCCCGCAGGCGUCCAUCAACCCCUCGCCGCUCUCACGGCGGCGGAGCGACUAUGUCGACCAGUCGCAGGAAGCGUUGUCCGGGCUGGCCUCGCGUGCGUCGAUAGACUACCCCGACCUGUCUUCGCAGCAUAUCCUGCGGCCACCGCCCGCCGUCGCGUCCUCCAGCAUGGAGCGCCAGGACAACCGGCCGCGGCUCAUGCAGAGUGCGUCGUAUGGCCUCGCGAAUGGCUCGCUCGUCAAUGGGAUGCCGAGGCCGCCGACGAUCCCGUCGGACUACCCGGUCACGUACUGGUCGGACAUCCAGAUCGGAACGUCCGGGUUGAAGAACCUGGGGAACACGUGUUAUAUGAAUUCUACGAUACAGUGUCUGAGUGCGACGGUGCCCUUCGCACGGUUCUUCACCGAUGGACGCUGGAAGAGCGCUGUCAACAUGAUGAACCCGAUGGGGACCAAGGGCAAUCUCGCUCAGGCGUUUGCAAAUAUUCUGCGGGAUAUGUGGCAGGGCGAAUCGCAAUGUUUGAUGCCGGUGACGUUUAGACGGUCUAUCUGCACCUACGCUCCGCAAUUCGGUGGCACCGAGCAACACGAUUCGCAGGAGUUCCUCAACUUCCUCCUGGACGGUCUCCAUGAAGACCUGAACCGCGUGUUGCAAAAGCCACAGUUGGACACGACGCCCGAGCGAGAAGCGGAGCUCGAGAAGCUGCCGGUGCAGAUUGCGAGCGAGCAGGAGUGGCAGAUCUGGCGGAUGCGUAAUGACAGCCUCGUCGUCGACUUCUUUCAGGGCCAAUUCCGCAACCGCCUUGAGUGCUUGACGUGCCAUAAGACGUCGACGACGUAUAACACGUUCAUGUAUUUGACACUGCCCAUUCCAUCGGGUCGGGCCCUGUCGCACGUUUCUCUUAACUCAUGCUUAGACGCGUUUGUCAAGGAAGAGGUCAUGGAGAAGUCGGAUGCAUGGCACUGUCCACAUUGCAAGGCAAUGCGGAAAGCGACGAAGACCCUGUCGUUGUCACGGCUGCCCCCGGUCCUCAUGAUCCACCUGAAGCGGUUCUCUUCAAAAGGUCACUUCACCGAUAAGGUCGAGACCUUUGUCGACUACCCGCUGAAGAACCUCGACCUCACCAACUACAUGCCGCCGCCAUUACCACCGGGUGUACACAAUGGCCAACAGUUGUCUCGCGACGAUCCCCGAGCGCAGAUCCCGCCGUACAAGUAUGAUCUGUACGGCGUGACGAAUCACUUCGGGACCCUGAGCAGUGGACAUUAUACUGCGUUCAUCUCGUCGCGGGGCGGAUGGCUAUACUGCGAUGACAGUCGUAUCUCUCAGGCUGACCCCAAGGACGUAGUGGGCAAGCCGGCGUACAUGUUGUUUUACAAGAGGAUCAAACCCUAAGCUAUUAUUUACUAACCCGGCAUCUUUCGCGCUCAUAUCUUUUCGCUGUCAGUGUAUCUUCGUAUCCCAUUGCAUUGGAUAAUCCCCUCUAUAACAAUAGUACAUGUAAUCGUGUA
Rhodofomes roseus is the source of this 3816-nucleotide messenger RNA. RefSeq lists its product as uncharacterized. Gene Ontology annotation, molecular function: cysteine-type deubiquitinase activity. The transcript has 12 exons. Bases 167 to 3700 code for a protein of 1177 amino acids. NCBI's taxonomy places the organism in Eukaryota, Fungi, Basidiomycota, Agaricomycetes, Polyporales, Fomitopsidaceae. Gene Ontology annotation, biological process: protein deubiquitination. The record is from RefSeq and is a predicted model, not a curated record.